AGCACUGUGGACAACAUAGAAAAAAGUCCACGCUGGGAACAAAAUUAUUUGUUUAUUAUUUGUAACUAAGCGCGCUUUGAAAGGAUAGGCAAAAUUAUGAAUCAAUUUCACACGCCUUCAUUUGGUGACGAGGUGUUUGAAAUGAAUGACUCGCCUAUGGAGCAGACACAACACGAAACUGGUUCACGCCGUUUAAGCAGGCUAACCAGCCUGGAUCAUACCACGUUGAGUCGCGUGGAUGACGAUGAGGAGGAUCCCAUGGACUACGACACGGCAAACACAUAUGGCAGCCAACAACAACAGCAACCACAACAAUCACAGCAACAGCCACCAGCACAAGGGAAUCAGGCACCAGCGAAGCCUUUAGCUGCCUAUGCACUCUUCUUCCGGGACACCAUGACUGCCAUCAAGCAACAGAAUCCCGCCUGCACAUUGGAGCAAAUCACAGCGAUAGCGCUCAACAUGUGGGAAUCAAUGGAUGAGAAACAACGCAGCGUCUACGAUCAACGGCAUGAGGUGGAAAAGCGUGAAUAUUUUCGACAACUGCGCGAUUAUCAGCGCAAUCAGCAGCUGGAAGAAACGGCACCCCAACAACAACAACUACACGAGGAGGAACAACAGUCAUCCGUGCCGUUGCCUGUUCACGAUGAGGUGCCAAAUACGACAGCGAUUACUGCUGCUGCGCCGGAUAGAGAAAUAAAUAGCGCAGUGUUGCCACAGCCUCCAGAUCAGAUCCAGCUGCUAACGGAAGCGGCAGCCGUACAGCAAUGCAUGCGUGAUCAGUGCAAUAAGCCAGCAAUUAUAAAUCCGGAUUGGGAGGACGAAUAUUGCAGUAAUGAAUGCGUUGUCAUACAUUGUCGCAAUGUAUUUACCGAGUGGGCGCGUUCGUUGCAGAACUCGCCCACGUAGUAAUUGUACUUUAUAGUUACACACUUAGGUAUUAACUAAAAAUUAGCCAAUAAAUCGCACACGUAUGUAUGUAGUGAAAUCGUCAA
Drosophila innubila is the source of this 995-nucleotide messenger RNA. RefSeq names its product TOX high mobility group box family member 4. Bases 97 to 909 code for a protein of 270 amino acids. Gene Ontology annotation, biological process: regulation of transcription by RNA polymerase II. The record is from RefSeq and is a predicted model, not a curated record. Gene Ontology annotation, cellular component: nucleus. The transcript has 2 exons. Gene Ontology annotation, molecular function: chromatin DNA binding. NCBI's taxonomy places the organism in Eukaryota, Metazoa, Arthropoda, Insecta, Diptera, Drosophilidae.